Messenger RNA from Triticum dicoccoides, 2902 nucleotides. RefSeq lists its product as uncharacterized. Bases 618 to 1826 code for a protein of 402 amino acids. The transcript has 6 exons. NCBI's taxonomy places the organism in Eukaryota, Viridiplantae, Streptophyta, Magnoliopsida, Poales, Poaceae. The record is from RefSeq and is a predicted model, not a curated record.
UGGCGCGACAACACUGCGCGGGGUGGAUUCGAUGGCGGUCGCAAGGCUCCGCCGCCAAACCAAUCUCGUCAUAUGGUAUGGCAGCGGCCAGAUCCGCCACCGGCGACGUCGGGAGAUUCGAGAUCUGGUGGUGGCGAAGUUGCGGACAGAUGGGAAGCUGCUGCUCGGGCCAUGAGUGAUGCGAGCAAGGAGAAGAUGGCGGGCGCCAAGGAACCGCCUCCACCACCAACAUCUGGGCAUGUGGCGACCAAGGGCAACACCGAGCUCUGCAUCAAUUGCUCCCUCCCAGGUCAUUUCGCUCCUCGUUGCCCUACCAUUCGCUGCGAUAAGUGUAACAAACUAGGUCAUAUGGCUCAACUUUGCCAAGUUCUGAGGCCUUGGGAGUGUACCCCCUUCAUGUGUGGUUUUCAAUCUCCUGGUCAGGGUUUCUUUUAUAUACCUGAUAUGUGUGCAGCUAAGCAUAGUGUGGAAAACCCAAUAAUGUGGUGAUUACUGUAGUUGAAGGGGAUGCUACUGUUAAGGAUAUUGAGCAGGAAUUUAAUGCUAUAUUUGCCAAAAAACCUGGGAAAAGGAAAUGGCGUUGUACAGCCCGUUCUAUUGGCCCUGCUCAAUAUGUGAUGCGAUUUCCUAAUGCUAGUGAAGUUGAGAGAGCAUGCUGUUAUGGGAAACGCUUGCCGCUGAAAGAGGGGAAUAUUGUGGUAUGCAUUACUCCUUGGACCGCUUCGAUUGGAGCUAAAGGCAUGCUGGAAAAAGCGUGGGUUAGGGUUCGCAACAUUCCCAUAGAGAAAAGGUGCACUGAACAUGUGGCUUAUGCCGGGGCUCUAGUGGGGAUUACAUUAGAGGUGGAUGAAUCGACUGUGCAUAAACCAGAGUAUGCUAGAAUUCUUCUUGGCUGCAUAGAUGUUGAGAAAAUCCCUCCUUCAGCUGAAGGAGUGCUGGGAGAGCAAAUAUAUGAUUUCUUUUAUGAAGUUGAAAAAGUUGUGACUAUGGGUGCUGGGAAAAGUCAAGCCUAUACUGCUGUGGACAGCAGUGCAUCACCUUCUGUCCCCAAGAAAGCAAGGAUGGAUUCAUAUCCUGCUUCUUCAACGGGGCAGGGGGAGACUAGUGCUUCCAUGACUGGUAAUUCCCCCCCCCAGAACUAUGAUAAGGGAAUACAGAGGCUUCCUGCAGUAGUUGAGAGUGAAGAAGAGGAGGAUAGUGAGGAAGGUAACACCACAGAGCUUCUGAUUGAGACGAUGGCCAGAGAACAUGCAGCUGAAAAAAUAUCUUAUUGUGGCUCUCAAUCUGAUAAAAGUUCCUGUGACAAAAUGACUGAAGAUCUGGAUAGAGAUGAAAGAAAUGAAUAUCACAGCAAUGUGAACAGCAUACAUAAAGGUGCUUGGGGGAUGAUUACUCCUAUUCCUCCCUCACCUUUGUUUAUGUAUCGUGAUGGAUGUACUUAUGGAAAUGCUUUCCCUCCUUUGUCAGAUUAUGUGGUUUGGCCUUCUCUUCCACAUAUUGUACCUCUUGAGGAGGGAACUGUGGAAGGGGGAGAAAACUGUAGUGUUUAUACAGUUGAAUCUCCUUCUGGAUCACCAAUCCAUGACUGCAUGAGUGGUGAAAAGAAAGUUUCACACAGACAGAAGCAGAAGCUGGAGAGGGUGGAGAAUGUGGCGGCAAACAGAAUGAGGAAACGUAAUUUGGAAGGUCUGCUUAAGGGAGAAGAUAGGGAGAAGCUUCAGGCCGGAGUGAAGAGGCUAGCGCAUGCGGCUGCUGCUCUGGCGGACAGAUCGUUUCCUCGAGGCAGGCUCCUCUUAGGAGACAAUGAGGGGAUCCAGAUUGGAUGAUGAAGUUCUGCGUCUUUUGCUUAGUCAUCUCCCACUGGGGGUGGAUGCCCGCUGGGUCUUUUGUCUCCUAGUUAUUCUCCGUUUAGUUACAGUAAUGUUCCAGCUUGAAUUAUCCUGGGACUUUUUGGGUUCAUAGUUGAGCUGUGGAUGUUUGUGUCGUCAGGUUUUCGUCCCAUGGCGGAUGGUUCGUUCCAGAAUCAUCUUGCGGUGGGUUUCCUGACGAUGCGCCAACUCGCUCUCCCCUUUCGGUUUCAUCUGCGCUCUGGGCGUUUUGCUUCGUUAUGUUAGGUGUGGUGGUUGUACUGCUAGACAUAUUUGGCUACAAAAACUGCUGUAUUUUCGUUGAUUGAAAAAUUAAUGGAAAGGGGUGAGAGCCCGGUUGGAAAAAUGAACAAGUUCUUAGUCCUUAGGGGGAAACAGUAUAUACAAUCUUGUGCUUCUCGUGAUGAUUCCGGUAUAUAUAAUAGUUAGUGGAUUUUUCACUCAAGCUUGUUUCUCUCUUUUGCCACUUUGGUCUAGUUGGGCGCUGUAAAUGCAUGCGCUCGAGUGUUAGCAACAUUAGGAUGGCUUUUCUUACAUCAACAUUAGAGGCUCCAUAGCCCGUACUAGUUGGCACUUGGCCAUAUUCAUCUGCAUGAUGCAUACUUCCUGAGUACAACUUUUCUGAAAACACUUGCUGUCAAGUUAACUCUUGCUUAUUCAUAAUUUCAGAGAGGCAUUUGGAAAUUGCAUGGGAACUCCGACACCACAAGAUGCAAGGGGCACCACCUACAAGGAAGGGAAGGCUACCGCUUCUUUUCUGAUGGGUCUGCUUCUUCCUGGGUUGGCGCUGCUCCAACGCCAUGGAAGAGAGGCAUUUCAAAAUGGCGCUUUGAUGCCACGAGCAGAUGUGCAACAGAGACGACCCAAGUGAGGUGGGCUGUGAGAUUAUAGGGGCAUUUGGAAAUGGUGUUUUGGUGCCAGUGAUGUUACCAGCAGAUGUUCCAGGUACCUCAGAACCAAACGGAAGCGCGCAAGACCUCAUGCUUCAUCAGUCAAUUGGAACCUCUUCACAUUUGAAUCAGAAUUCAGAACAG